AUGACAACCAUAGAUCUCUCAAGCAAUCAUUUUGAAGGUGUGAUUCCGAAAACACUAAAGGAUCUCAGCUCACUUUGGCUACUCAAUUUAUCCCAUAACAAUCUCAUAGGUCAUAUUCCAAUGGAACUAGGGCAAUUGAAUACGCUUGAAGCUUUAGAUCUCUCUUGGAAUUGGCUCACUGGAAAUAUUCUGCAGGAACUGACAAGAAUGAACUUUCUGGCCUUCUUAAACGUCUCUCAAAAUCAUCUUGUCGGACCAAUUCCUCACGGUCUACAGUUCAACACAUUCGAAAAUUAUUCGUAUGGCGGAAACCUUGAUUUAUGUGGUCUUCCUUUAUCAAAGCAAUGUGGAACGAGUGAUUCAUCACAUGUUCCUCAACCAUUGGAGUCCGCAGAAGAAGGCGAGUCAUAUUUUUUUAGUGGAUUUUCUUGGGAAUUAGUAGUAAUAGGCUACAGUUUUGGACUUGUCGUUGGAACUGUCAUGUGGAGCCUCAUGUUUAAAUAUCACCGAUUGCAUGCUCCUCGUCCAUUGGAGUCCGAAGAAGAAGAAGAAGAAGAGAGUCUAUGUUUUUCUUCUUCCUUUGAUCAUCAUCUUUGCUCUCCCACCGAAGCUUCUGCUUUGCUUCAGUUUAAGCAAUCUUUUGGAGUUGAUUACAACUACUCCAAAUGUUUUACUUCUUUCCCAAAAAGAAAGUCUUGGAAUGAGAGUAGGGAUUGCUGCAGUUGGGAUGGAGUCACUUGUGACUUAUUAAACGGUCAUGUUAUCGGGUUAGACCUUAGUUGUAGUCUGCUUAGUGGAAGUAUUCAUCCCAAUAGCACCCUCUUCCAACUUCAUCAUCUCCAGGCACUAAACCUUGCUUACAAUCACUUCAGCUAUUCUUCAAUCCCACAUAACAUUGGCCGAUUGACAAAUUUGGUUUCGCUUGAUCUUUCUUCUGAUUUUUAUGGACUACAACUUGAUGAGAGAACAUUUGAAACAAUGCUUCAAAACUUGACAAAUCUGGAAGUACUAUCUCUCUUUCUUGUCAACAUCUCAUCUCCGAUGCCUGUGAAUAUUUCUUCCUCUUUAAGGUACCUGGAUCUUCGUUAUACUAAUCUGCGAGGUGUUCUAACAGAGAGCUUUUUCCUUCUGCCAAACAGCUUGGAAACGCUCAAACUGAGUGGGAAUGAUCUUCUCAAAGGAGUUUUUCCAAAGAUCCACCGGAGCAACACUCUGUUAAUGGAGUUGGAUAUUUCAUACACAGGCAUCUCUGGUGAGCUGCCUCAUUCAAUUGGCACCUUUAGUUCAUUGAAAUACUUAAACCUCCAAGGAUGCCAAUUCUCUGGUUCCAUUCCUAAUUCCAUUGACAACCUAACCCAAAUUACGGAGUUGAUUUUAUCUUAUAAUCAUUUCACUGGACAUAUUCCUUCCACAAUCUCUAAAUUGAAGUACCUCACAAAUUUACAUCUUUCUGACAACUCCUUUUCAGGUGAAAUUCCUGAUGUUUUUUCUAAUCUCAAAGAGCUACGUUAUUUAGAUCUUUUUAAUAACAGCUUCAUCGGUCCAUUUCCUGCUUCAAUUUUAAGUUUGACACAUCUUGAAUACUUAGGAUUGUCGAGUAAUUCCCUAUCUGGCCCACUGCCUAGCAAAGCAAGCAUGCUUCAAAAGCUAUCCGAACUGCAUUUGUCUUACAACUCGCUGAAUGGUACCAUACCAUCUUGGGUGUUUAACCUCCCUUUGCUAUCUUCGUCGUGGCUCAAUCAUAAUCAAUUUAGUGGACUAGCCGAUGAGAUCAAAACAAACCCAACAUUAGAAUUCCUGUAUUUAAAUAAUAAUCAACUCAGCGGUUCUUUUCCUCAAUCACUUGUGAAUCUCACAAACCUUUCUACCCUUGACCUUUCAUCAAAUAACAUCACUAUUGAUGAGGGAAUGAAUAUCACCUUUCCUAGCCUUGAAAUUUUGCAGUUAUCAUCUUGUGAACUGAAGGAUUUUCCACACUUGUUGAGAAAUGUAAAGACACUUCAGGUCUUGGAUAUUUCUAACAAUAAGAUUUGUGGUCAAAUCCCUAACUGGUUUAGCGGCAUGAGGAUGGGACUCGUUGCAGCUAUUAAACCUUUCUCAUAAUUCAUUAACAGGCCACCUACCACAAUUUCAUUUCCAUAAUCUAGUGUCUCUUGAUCUGAAAUUUAACUCCCUUCAGGGUCCACUACCUUCAUCCAUUUGUAACAUGAGCAGACUUUUCUUAUUAGAUUUAUCACAUAACUACUUCAGUGACUCAGUUGCACAUUGCUUGGGAAGCAUGGCUAGUCUAACCGUGCUAGACUUGAGAAGGAACAAUUUCAUAGGGAAUCUUCCCCCAUUAUGUGCACAGGGCACUUCAUUGAGUACCAUUGUCGUAAAUGGUAAUCGAUUUGAAGGACCUGUACCUGUGUCGUUGCUCAAGUGUAAUGUUCUAGAAGUCCUUGAUGUGAGGAACAAUGCUAUAAAUGACACAUUUCCAGCUUGGCUCGGAACUCUUCAAGAGCUGCAGGUCCUUAUAUUAACGUCGAACAAGUUCCAUGGACCUAUAAGUACUUGUCAGACUAAGCUUUGCUUUCCCAACUUGCAAAUUUUUUAUCUUUCUCGUAAUGA
Solanum tuberosum (potato) is the source of this 2610-nucleotide messenger RNA. RefSeq names its product receptor-like protein 12. Gene Ontology annotation, molecular function: protein binding. The record is from RefSeq and is a predicted model, not a curated record. The transcript is spliced from 3 exons. Lineage: Eukaryota; Viridiplantae; Streptophyta; Magnoliopsida; Solanales; Solanaceae. The coding region runs from base 1 to 2103 and encodes 700 amino acids.